This is a messenger RNA of Elgaria multicarinata webbii, 1015 nucleotides long. RefSeq lists its product as uncharacterized. NCBI's taxonomy places the organism in Eukaryota, Metazoa, Chordata, Lepidosauria, Squamata, Anguidae. The transcript has 5 exons. The coding region runs from base 1 to 834 and encodes 277 amino acids. The record is from RefSeq and is a predicted model, not a curated record.
AUGGCAGAGCGGGCGCUGCGCUCGGGGGCGGAGCCAGCCCUGGCGCGCAAGGCACGCGUGUCGGCGCUCGUGUGGACGCGCGGUCGGGUCCGAGCCGUGCUUUGCGGUAUCCUAGUCCUCCCGGUAGGGCUGGGCCAUCCCGGCUUCAAGACUAACGGUGGGUUCACACCAGAAAACGAGCUGACCCGGAUCGUGAGGGGGCGUUGGCUGCCCCUCCCCUAUAGUUAUUCACAGGAAGUAACCAGUGAAGCAGCAACCAGUGAAGUCCCGAAGUCUGCGUCUUUUGUUUGGCCUGGGAGGCAGAUGCCAGCGAACGUGGAGAUAAAGGCGCGGGUGCGGGACCUGGCACAGCUCAUGAGUAACGCUGAGCGGCUGAGCGGAUCACCAGGCUGCAUCAUUCUCCAGACAGACACUUUCUUUUCUGUCCCUCAUGGACGACUGAAACUUCGGGACCUCCAGGACGGCCGCGGACAGCUGGUGUUUUACAACCGCCCCGACUCCAAAGGCCCCAAGCUCUCCCAUUACACCAUCUCACCCACUGAUGAUCCCACAGGACUCGCGGCAGUGCUGUCUCAGGCCCUCGGUGUGCAAGGGGUGGUGAAGAAAGAGCGUCGCCUCUACCUGGUGGGCCAGACUCGUGUCCACGUGGAUCGCGUGGAAGGGUUGGGCGACUUCAUGGAGCUGGAGGUGGUGCUGGAGGAUCGGCAGAGUGCCCAGCAAGGUGAGGCAGUGGCCCGGCGGCUGAUGGAGGAGCUGGGUGUGAAGGACGAGGAUCUGCUCACCGGGGCCUACCUGGACCUUCUGCUGGCAGCAGGAGCGUCCCCUCGUCCAUGACGCCACCAUCCGGGCCUGUUUAAAGGUCAUCUUGGAGGAUUGCAUUUUGUUGGUUGAUUGACAAACCCAUUCAGAUGUGUUGAAUACAAGAGAGCGUUGGCUGAAAAGUGAGCUUGACACUCUAGAGAAGGUGGCUCUUCAUUGUUGACGAACGUGUUUUGUUCCAACACUCAUUACCUGA